AUGAGUCCUAAAAUUGUCCAUUCUUGCCCGUGCAUGCAUUUUAGUCAUUUGGCUAAUGUUUCUGUCCUCUUAGGCUUCAUUAGUAUAGCUUGUGGAAUUCCUCCUGAAGGUUCCAACUACAUAGACAAGACAACAGGAAUACGUUACACUUCAGAAGCAGGUUUUGUAGACACAGGUGAAAGCAAGGCUAUAUCCUCUGCUGUUAGGUAUGACUACGCACUGGAACAACAAUUGUUUAACGUAAGAAGCUUUCCUAAUGGUAGCAGAAAUUGUUACACUCUGAGACCUGAAGGAGGGAGAGGCAAUAAAUAUUUGAUAAGGGCGUUAUUCUUUUACGGAAACUAUGAUGGUAAAGAUCAACCACCAGAAUUCGAUCUAUACAUUGGAGUUGAUUAUUGGGUUACGGUGUUACUGGAUGAUAUCUUCUCUACUUUGAUUCGGGAGAUCAUACAUGUUCCCACUGCAGAUUAUAUAAAUGUUUGUCUUGUAAAAACAGGCUAUGGAACACCAUUCAUCUCAUCAUUUGAGUUGAGGCCUUUGAAUAAUUCUAUGUAUGAAACAGAAAAGAAUGUAUCACUAACUAGAAUGGGGCGUCUAGAUUUGGGUUCAAUAAGGGGUGACUAUGUCAGGUUGGUCUUUCCUAUCUGAAUUUAGAAAUUAACUAGCUAGGAAGAAUCAAUUAAGUUUCUCCUGUUGGGAUUUAUAUGCCCUGGCAUAGCAAAUUCCUAUCUGGAUUAUAGUGACAUAUGUUCCUAACAUAUCUGAAAUAUUUAUGAUUUAUAUAAUUGGUGAAUUCAAUGUAUUGUGUUUCGAUUCACUAUGAAAUUGAUAGUGUCCCUGUGAU
Messenger RNA from Cornus florida, 844 nucleotides. RefSeq names its product probable LRR receptor-like serine/threonine-protein kinase At4g29180. The transcript is spliced from 2 exons. NCBI's taxonomy places the organism in Eukaryota, Viridiplantae, Streptophyta, Magnoliopsida, Cornales, Cornaceae. Bases 1 to 648 code for a protein of 215 amino acids. The record is from RefSeq and is a predicted model, not a curated record.